AUGAGAUCACAAUUUAAAGACGAAUACGAUUUUGAAAAAAGAAAAGCAGAAUCUACUAGAAUUUUAGAAAGAUUUAAUGAUAGAUUACCAGUCAUCUGUGAAAAGGCUGAAAAUUCUGAUAUCCAAGAAAUCGAUAAGAGAAAGUAUUUAGUUCCAGGAGAUUUAUCAGUAGGUCAAUUUGUUUACGUUAUUAGAAAGAGAAUUAAAUUACCAUCUGAAAAAGCCAUUUUCAUCUUCAUUGAUGAUAUCUUACCACCAACUGCUGCUUUAAUGAGUACAAUUUACGAAGAGCAUAAAGAUGAAGAUGGUUUCUUAUAUGUUUUGUACAGUGGUGAAAACACUUUUGGAGAAAAGAAAGUUUUGAACUUGGCUGAAAUCUUUGAUGAAAUGUAG
Messenger RNA from Yamadazyma jaroonii, 393 nucleotides. Lineage: Eukaryota; Fungi; Ascomycota; Pichiomycetes; Serinales; Debaryomycetaceae. The record is from the annotation of a GenBank genome assembly.